CUUGUAAUAGUGCUGAUGGUGACGUAGCUUGUAGUGAUGCUGAAGAUGGAAUAACAUGUAAUGGCGCUAAAGGUGAAGAUACUUGUAUUGUUGAAGAUAAAGAACCUUGUAAUGAUGAUAAUGGCGAAGAUUCUUGUAAUAAUUCUGAAGGUAGUGCUGAAGGUGGUGUUGAAGAAG
Racocetra fulgida is the source of this 177-nucleotide messenger RNA. Lineage: Eukaryota; Fungi; Glomeromycota; Glomeromycetes; Diversisporales; Gigasporaceae. The record is from the annotation of a GenBank genome assembly.